Odobenus rosmarus divergens (Pacific walrus) is the source of this 1290-nucleotide messenger RNA. It is a transcript of the gene FAM43A, whose product is annotated as family with sequence similarity 43, member A. The coding region runs from base 1 to 1290 and encodes 429 amino acids. Lineage: Eukaryota; Metazoa; Chordata; Mammalia; Carnivora; Odobenidae. The transcript has 2 exons. The record is from RefSeq and is a predicted model, not a curated record.
AUGCUGCCGUGGAAGAAGCACAAGUUCGAGCUGCUGGCCGAGGCGCCGCCACGGCAGGCGUCCAAGCCCAAGGGCUACGCGGUGAGCCUGCACUACUCGGCGCUCAGCUCGCUGGCGCGGGCGUGCCCCGAAGGCGCGCUCAGCCGGGUGGGCAGCAUGUUCCGCUCCAAGCGCAAGAAGCUGCACAUCACCAGCGAGGACCCCACUUACACCGUGCUCUACUUGGGCAAUGCCACCACCAUCCAGGCGCGCGGCGACGGCUGCACUGACCUAGCGGUGGGCAAGAUCUGGAGCAAGAGCGAGGCGGGUCGUCAGGGCACCAAGAUGAAGCUGACUGUGAGUGCGCAGGGUAUCCGCAUGGUGCACGCCGAGGAGCGCGCGCUGCGCCGCCCGGGCCACCUCUACCUGCUGCACCGCGUUACCUAUUGCGUGGCAGACGCUCGGCUGCCCAAGGUCUUCGCCUGGGUAUACCGGCACGAGCUCAAGCACAAGGCGGUAAUGCUGCGCUGCCACGCGGUGCUGGUGUCCAAGCCCGAGAAGGCUCAGGCCAUGGCCCUGCUGCUGUACCAGACGUCGGCCAACGCACUGGCGGAAUUUAAACGGCUCAAGCGGAGGGACGAUGCGCGUCACCAGCAGCAGGAGCUGGUGGGCGCGCACACCAUCCCGCUAGUGCCGCUGCGCAAGCUGCUCCUGCACGGACCCUGCUGCUACAAGCCGCCGGUGGAACGCAGCCGCAGCGCGCCCAAGCUGGGCUCCAUCACCGAGGACUUGCUCGGCGAACAGCAGGAGCAGGAGCUGCAGGAGGAAGAGGAAGAGGAGCACACGGAGGGCUGCCUGGAGGAAGAGGAGGAGGAGGAGGAGGAGGAGGACCGUGCUGAGGACCGACACCCGGCAGUGGAAGAGGCCAAGGCGCAGCGGGCGCUGGUGGUGGCCAUGCACUUGGAAUGCGGGGACUUGCUGGACACGCUGGAGAGUGGCCGCGAGGAGGCGCUAGGGGGCGGCGGGGUCUCCCUGGGCCCUGGGGCUGGGCCGUCGCCUCUGCUGAUGGGCAGCGCCCCCGACAUGAAGGCCGAGCUGUCCCAGCUUAUUAACGACCUGGGAGAGCUCAGCUUCGGCAACGACGUGCGCAGCCUGCAGGCCGACUUGCGGGUGACGCGCCUGCUGUCCGGAGAGAGCACCGGCAGCGAGAGCUCCAUCGAAGGCGGGGGCCCGGACGCCACCUCUGCCACCGCCGGGGACCGGUCGGGCCCUGCCGACGGUGCCAACCCAGAGGAGCCCCACUCGGGUUGA